CCAUGUUCGGUUGCUAUGCUGCGGGCUGAGGGCGGGAUAGGAGGUGUGACCGGUCACAGGCUGAAGGGGCGGGAACACAACACCCGACUCCUCCCAGCACCGAGGCCGGAGCCGACACAUAGACCCCGGGCCGGGGUCCCCGGACCCGUCUCCUUCCGCCGUCCAGUGAUUCCUCCGGAGCCUCGGGACCUGCCGUCAGAUCGCAUCUGUAGAUCGUUGUCUCCUGGGACACGCACACCCUUUCCCCCUUGACCCCUUAGAAAUCCAUCCUACAGACCCGCUCCUGUCUUCUCUAUAUCUAGCGCAUACAGUAUAUCCCGCUAGCCAAUAUAAAUCUAUCACACAAAUUCCCUCUCUUCGUCUCCAUAAAUCUUUUCACUGUCGUCUCCGGCAAUCCCCCACUUAACCCCAUCCUAUUUUCUCCUUUAUCAUCCUCCACUCCUGGUACCUCCCUGGCCACUAAUCCCCACCUAUAGGUCUUUCUUAUUGUCACCUAUAGAUCUCCACGAAAGAUCAAUUACAGUACCCAUAGAUUAAUAUAGCGCAUUUAUGCACACAAUCACCUAUAGAUCCGUAUAGUCUAUCACUGCACCUAUAGAUCUCUUUAGUACUCUCUGCAUGCUGUCGUCUAUAGAUCCCUAUAUCCAUUCACUGCACAGUCACCCAUACAUCAGCAUAUACCAUCGCUGUCACUUAGAGAUUCCUAUACCUGCACACACUCCUCCAUACCAUCACUGUCCCCUAUAUAAACCCCAUCAUUAAACACUGUCCCCUUUCAAUACAUUUAUCCUACCGUUAUAGACAGUCACUUUAGAAAACUGUGUCCCAUUGCUAUACAUUGUCACAUGCAAGAUCAGUUUCCCAUCGUUAUACACACAAAACUGCAGCUAAUUAUCACUGCAGUCAUCUAUAAUUUGUAUAAGCUCUUGCAUAUUUUCCUGUUGUCACAUAUAGCUCCCUGUACAGCUUAAUGCUUUGUUUGAUACAACUGCCACACACAGAUCUCUAUCAUUGCCAUUACGUGCCCUCUCUCUGCCACCUGGGUACUCUCUGCCUCCCUCUGCUUCUGUUCUCCUGCAGACUGUCUCCAAACCAUUCCCAACCUAUUCCCUGUUCAGUUCCCUACCCCAAAUACCCUCCUUGGUCAUAGCAUGAGGCUCUAUCUACCCGGACUGGCGCCUCCCCUGGCAUGCCAGUGGGACUGAGGGCUGGGAACAAGACACCUCAGCGGUACCAGCUGGAAGACCCAUUUCCUCACCACAAACUGCAAAAGUGGCUUUUAUAUGAAGACUUUGUGUGGUGGACAGUAAUGAGCGCACGUUUCCGAUUGCCUGCUGGCAGAACCUACAAUGUACGUGCGUCGGAGCAGGCCCGAGACAGACAGAGCACAGAGGUGGUGUGCAAUAUUCUCCUCCUGGAUAACUCUGUACAAGCUUUCCGUGUGAAUAAACACGAUCAUGGACAAGCUCUGCUAGAUUUAGUUUUUAAGUUUCUGGAUCUGACAGAGAGAGACUAUUUUGGACUACAGUUGGCUGACGAUUCCACUGAUAACCCCAGGUGGCUGGACCCCAAUAAACUAAUCAGGAAGCAGCUGAAAAGAGGCUCUCCGCACAGCUUGAACUUCAGAGUUAAGUUUUUUGUCUGUGACCCCAGCAAAUUACAAGAGGAAUACACAAGGUACCAUUAUUUUCUGCAGAUAAAACAGGACAUCCUCUCUGGGAGAUUGCCCUGCCCUUACAAUACUGCAACCCUUUUGGCUUCUUAUGCAGUUCAAUCUGAACUGGGAGACUACAGUCAUUCGGAGCACUUGCCCGGUUAUCUUUCUGACUACGUUUUUAUCCCUAACCAACCUCUGGACUUUGAGAAGGAAAUUGCUAAAUUGCAUCAGCAGCACAGGGGUCUGUCUCCAGCAGAGUCUGAGUUCAGCUAUCUCAGCACUGCUCGCACCUUAGACCUGUAUGGAGUGGAGCUACACUAUGCACGGGAUCAAAGUAACAAUGAAAUUCUGAUUGGAGUUAUGUCAGGAGGAAUUGUAAUUUAUAAAAACAGGGUACGCAUCAACACCUUUCCAUGGUUGAAGAUCGUAAAAAUUUCAUUCAAGUGCAAACAGUUUUUUAUUCAGCUAAGGAAAGAACUGAAUGAGUAUCGGGAGACUGUUCUGGGAUUUAACAUGGUGAAUUACCGAGCAUGUAAGAAUGUCUGGAAGACGUGUGUAGAACAUCAUACCUUUUUCCGACUGGACUCUCCACUGCCACCUCACAAGAACUUCUUUGCUCAUUAUUUUACUUUGGGCUCCAGGUUCCGGUACUGUGGGCGGACAGAGGUGCAGUCUGUGCAGUAUGGAAAGGAGAAGGCCAAUAAGGACAGGGUGUUUGCACGGUCCCCAAGUAAACCGUUAUCACGUAAAUUGGUCAGUGAUAUGGACUGGGAGGUGGUGAGCAGGAACUCCUUAUCUAAUGAAAGACUAGAGACACAGAGCCUGCCGUCCCGUUCCCCGCCUGGAACACCCAACCACCGGAACUCCACAUUCACUCAAGAGGGGACGCGACUGCGGCCCUCUUCAGUUGGGCAUCUGGUAGACCGCUCAAUACAUACUUCUCCAGGCGAAGUGUUCAUAAACCACAGAUCUCCGUCUUCUACCCAGGCGAACAGCAUUAUCUUGGACUCUCCUAACUCACAAGACAAUUCAGUUGAAGCUCCUCCGCCUGCGCUGCCACCAAAACAGUCUAAAAAGAACAGUGUGAGCCAGAUCUACAACUCCCAACAAGACCUUGAAAACCACAUCAAUGAAGGGUUCGAUCCUCUUUUGUCUCCAGAGAGGUCCACGCCCAACGGCCUUGUACCUCAUGACAAUCUUGUAUUGAUUAGGAUGAGGCCAGAUGAGAAUGGGCGGUUUGGCUUCAAUGUGAAGGGCGGCUAUGAUCAGAAAAUGCCGGUCAUAGUGUCUAGGGUGGCUCCUGGAACCUCGGCUGAUUUGUGUGUCCCCCGUCUUAAUGAAGGAGAUCAGGUUGUACUGAUCAAUGGACGGGACAUUUCAGAGCACACUCACGAUCAAGUUGUCAUGUUUAUAAAGGCAAGUUGUGAGAGACACUCGGGGGAGCUGGUUCUACUAGUGCGACCGAAUGCGGUGUAUGACAUAAUGGAAGAGCGGAUGGAGAAUGAGCCAGAUUUCCAGUAUAUCCCUGAAAAGACGUCCGUAGAUGGCAUUCAUUCAGACACUGAUGCACUGAAAGAAUCAAUGAUUCAGCUGGCAGAGGGUCUGCCUAAUGGAGCAAUCCUGGUACAGUUUGAUCAACUGUACAGAAAAAAGCCCGGAAUGACCAUGUCUUGUGCCAAAUUACCUCAAAAUAUUUCCAAAAAUCGAUACAGAGAUAUUUCGCCUUAUGAUGCUACACGGGUCAUUUUACAUGUUGGCGAUGAUUACAUCAAUGCAAAUUAUAUCAACAUGGAGAUCCCUUCUUCCAGCAUAAUCAACCGGUAUAUUGCCUGCCAGGGACCUCUGCCCAAUACAUGUCCAGACUUCUGGCAAAUGACCUGGGAGCAAGGCUCAUCAAUUGUAGCGAUGCUUACCACGCAAGUGGAGCGGGGCCGAGUAAAGUGCCACCAGUAUUGGCCUGAGCCCACAAAUAGCUCUGAAUUUGGGAAUUUCCAAAUAUCCUGCCAUUCAGAGGAUGGAAAUCCUGCUUAUGUAUUUCGAGAGAUGACGCUAACUAACUUGGACAAAAAUGAAAGUCGACCUCUUAUCCAGAUCCAGUACACAGCAUGGCCAGACCACGGGGUCCCCGAUGAUUCCAGCGACUUUCUGGAUUUUGUGUGCCUUGUGCGACAAAAGAGGUUUAACAAUGAUGCGCCAGUGAUUGUUCACUGCAGUGCUGGGAUUGGUCGGACUGGCGUGCUCAUCACAAUGGAGACGGCAAUGUGUCUGAUAGAGUGUAACCAGCCUGUAUAUCCACUAGACAUUGUUAGGACGAUGAGAGACCAGAGAGCCAUGAUGAUUCAAACUCCGAGUCAGUACAGAUUUGUGUGUGAAGCAAUUUUAAAGGUAUAUGAAGAAGGGAUUGUGAAACCUUUACAAACAUCUCUUCAUUAACGGAGGGUACCAAUGAAUGCAAGAGCCAGCUGGGAUAGAACAAUCCCCGGCCAAAUGCCUGCUCCUCCCUAGAUCCAGGAUUUGGGGAUUGAGGCUGAGGCGGUACAGAAGGACUUCGUAAAAAAAAUUCAGCACUGUUGCACUUUAUGUUGAAACAAACAGAAAGUUUCUGAAACUCGACAUUUCUCAUCAGAAGACUUUUUUUUUUCUUUUUUUUUUAAGAAAGACAGUUUAACAACCGCUUUGCUUGAAAUGGUUUGACUUUAUUUAUGUAAUUGCUUUGGAUCCACAACACCCCUAUAUGUUCACUGCCAGAGAGUUAUAACAUAUACAUUUCAAAACCGGAUACCACAGGCCUCUUCGGGAAUAUGUAGAUCAUACAACGUAUCCUAUACAGUGACCUACUGCCAGCAAGCCAGGCCGGAAAUUGCCGAUGUGCACGAGUUGCCUCUGUUCCCCUCUGAUACAUAGUAUUGCAGAGUGAAUGAAUAUAACAGAAACAAUCACCAGAUAUGCUGGGAAAAAUUCAUCUUAUACAUAUUUAUAUGCUGUUUAUCCUUCAUCAGGUUUGAGGAACUUGGGCAUAUUCAGUAACUUAGUGCAACCAUACGCUGUUACCCGUGACAACCAGAGACCAGCGCAUAUUCACAAGUGACGUGGAUUAGUCAAAGGGAAAGCAGCAUACUCUGUACUUUUUUGCACCUUGUCAAUCAGUCUUACACAUAUUUUUAUUAUAUGGUGUCAAAAUCUGGAUAACUGUAGAAUAUUUAUUAAUUGUGUUCUCCAAUCAGUGCUUAAGGGGUGGGACAGAAGUCACCAUGUUUUUUCCUUGUUUAUCAAUGAGUUAAUUGGAUGUCAUUAUUUUCAUGACUUCACCUAUGUUUUAGGUUAAGGACUUAAAGGGAAUCUCCUACCUAAAAGCAGAAUAGAGGCAUAUGUAUCAUCAGAGGCAUGAGGUGUAUUGUGCCUCAUACCUUUUGUUAUUCAAGUUCCUAGUGAAAUAAUUGGCUAGAUAUUGAGGCUUCCACUGUAUGUAGGUAACUAGUACAGUAUAAGGGAUUUCCCCCAAAAUAGUUUGUUUCUGGAGUCCUAACAGUCGCUUAGUUUAGAACCAAGUAAGUGGAUACAUUGUGAUUUAUAGUUCAGACGGUGGUGUCACAAGAGAUGUAAUCUCAUUGCCACCAGUCACUUUCAAUGUACAAUAUGUACUGCCAUCUCUUGUUUAAAAUUAUGCUGACACCCAUCCAAAGAACCUGCUGACGUACCUGGCAUCACUCCUUACAGGGCAGAGAAGUCUGGAGCAUGCUUUAAUGCCUAAGGAAACAAACACUGGUAGAUUUUUAAAAACUGGUGCAAGUCCUACUGUAUAUCCUAUAGCAUUAAAUCACAUUGCAGUGCUUAUUUCUCUAGCAUGCUUUGGGUUACAGCACCUUUUGUUACACAGUUAUUAACAAAUCAGUAAUAAAUAACAUCAUUGAAUUCUUUAGUAUCGAAAGGAAAAUUUUCAAAACUUUAAUAAUGUUAAAAUCAAAACUGAACAGGUACGCAGACUCUAGGUCAUUGUCAUUUCUCUGAGGAGGUGUCAGGACUGUGCAAAUGUUUCUACGCCUGUACUUUUCAAGUCUUGUUUCAUCUGCGUCAGACAUGGUUGUCACUGGCUUUCGAUGUCCGAAUGUUUGGCAUGUCGGUGUUCUGGAACCUCUAGCUCCCAGCUUCUGUUUACCCUGUAUUAGCUUUGUUUCCUUUGCAGCCUGGCAGAGUUGCCAGUUGGUGCGUGUCUUUGAAAAUCCCAGAUCUGUAUUUCAGCAUUCAUCUAAAAUAACCUAUGUACUUGUGAUCUUAAGGAGGGCCCAUUACCUACACACAACAAGGAUGUCAUUUUGUGACCUGAGCCAAAAUCCAGAAGAAUUUAGGGGGUCAUUCAGACCUGAUCGCUCGCUAGCAGUUUUUUGCAGCACUGCGAUCAGAUAGUCGCCGCCUACAGGGGAGUGUAUUUUAGCUGUGCAAGUGUGCAAACGCUUGUGCAGCCAAGUGGUACAAAAAGAUCUUUUGCAGUUUCUGAGUAGCCCAGGACUUACUCAGCCGCUGCGAUCACUUCAGCCUGUCCGGGACCGAAAUUGACGUCAGACACCCACCCUGCAACCACUUGGACACGCCUGCGUUUUUCCAACCUCUCCCUGAAAACGGUCAGUUGUCACCCACAAACACCUUCUUCUUGUCAAUCUCCUUGCGAUAGGCUGUGCGAAUGGAUUCUUCAUAAAACCCAUUGCACAGCAACGAUCCGCUUUGUACCCGUGCGACGCGCCUGCGCAUUGCAGUGCAUGCGCAGUUCUGACCAGAUAGCAGAGCAGCGAAAAACCUACCAUGCGAUCAGGUCUGAAUGUGAAAACGCAGAUCGGUUGUUUAACGGCCCUUUGCGCUUGCGCAGCAUCGCUUGCUGCAGUUUCUCGCAGCGAUCGGGUCGGAACUGCGCCGGUGCCGCAGUGCGCUGGCGCAUGCCAGCCGUCGUUGCCUAGCGAUCGCCUCUGAGGCAGAGGUGGUUGCUGAGCGGGAGGGGGCUGGACGGCGGAAUUAAGCCGCCAUUUAGGGGACGCGGUCCGGCCAACGCAGACGUGACCGGACCGCUGGGGGGGGCGGGCUGCGGCGGCUGCGUGACAUCACACGCAGCCGCUGUGGGCCGGAGAGCGACGAGUAGCUCCCGGCCAGCACGCUAAAGCUGCGCUGGACGGGAGCUACUCUUGAAGUGCAUAGGCAUCGCAGCUGUGCGACGCCUUUGCACUUCUGCAGGGAGGGGGCCAGCACUGACAUGCGGGGCGGACUAGCCCUGUGCUGGGCGUCCCUACCGCAUGUCAGUGUGAAUUAUCGUAGCUGUGCUAAAUUUAGCACAGCUACGAUCAACUCGGAAUGACCCCCUUAGUCCAUGUGUUUACUUGGAACAUGUGCCUCAGUGGUGUCACCAGUUCCAGGUGAAUUGAUAGUCUGAAUAUUGGUUCACCUCACAGGAGUACCGCCACCACAGUGUGCAGAAAAUGGGUAGACUUUAUUAUGGAUCACACAUCAGGCAAGUGUGGUGAUGUAACUUGUGCCAGUCCUUUUAUAAACCACUCAAUGUUUACCAGCGAGCCCUUUGCCAGUCCUGGUGAGAACCAUGACUCUGCUGGUAAUAGGGGUCAAUGUUACUACCAAUCUGCAGCUUCCAAAUCACACCACAUCUUCCAAAUUCACUUGCUUCUGAUCUGAGAGGUCACGGACAUUGAGACCCUCAUUCUGGUGUUUGCAUUAAUGUUCCUGCUGUUUGUGUAUUUAGAUUCUAGCGAGCUGCUCCCGUCCGUGCACACUGCCUUCUAUCUCCCUGGUCACAGAUUGUCCAGGAAUCCCAAUCAGUCUCUGCUUGAAAAGACAAAAUGUGAAUUUUUAUGAAAUAAAAAAGGAUGUGUUUUAUAUGUACAGCCUUCUAAACCAUUGACAUGUGGAUAUACUUCUGAUUAAAAAAUAUUAAAGUGUG
Messenger RNA from Pseudophryne corroboree (corroboree frog), 7595 nucleotides. It is a transcript of the gene PTPN4, whose product is annotated as protein tyrosine phosphatase non-receptor type 4. Gene Ontology annotation, biological process: protein dephosphorylation. The coding region runs from base 1190 to 4090 and encodes 966 amino acids. Lineage: Eukaryota; Metazoa; Chordata; Amphibia; Anura; Myobatrachidae. The record is from RefSeq and is a predicted model, not a curated record. Gene Ontology annotation, molecular function: protein tyrosine phosphatase activity; cytoskeletal protein binding. The transcript has 27 exons. Gene Ontology annotation, cellular component: cytoplasm; cytoskeleton; cytoplasmic side of plasma membrane.